Messenger RNA from Uncinocarpus reesii 1704, 1182 nucleotides. RefSeq lists its product as uncharacterized. Gene Ontology annotation, biological process: mRNA alternative polyadenylation. The coding region runs from base 1 to 1182 and encodes 393 amino acids. Gene Ontology annotation, molecular function: mRNA binding. The record is from RefSeq and is a predicted model, not a curated record. NCBI's taxonomy places the organism in Eukaryota, Fungi, Ascomycota, Eurotiomycetes, Onygenales, Onygenaceae. The transcript has 3 exons. Gene Ontology annotation, cellular component: mRNA cleavage and polyadenylation specificity factor complex.
AUGGCUACUGAAGAUGAUAAUUUUGACAUUGACAUUUAUGGCGAUGCAGGAGGAUAUAACGGCAAUGAAAACGAAGGGGAUUAUAAGGCGGAAGAGCCUGAGCUCAUCCUCGACGCACCGGAGACUACCCAUCAAAACGGAGUAGGUGAUGGUUCCGGCGGUAAUAAUAAUGCUACUGAGAAUGGCAACCAUAAAAUUUUCAAAACCGAAGAAUCGUCUCAAACCGGUAAACCGACAUCUGAUAGUUUGCAAAUACCACAACCGCCGCAGCAAGGGGUUAAGCGAAAAGAAAGCCCAACAGACAGACCUACAGACCCAGAUGCAACCAGUGCAUUGUAUAUUUCCGAUCUUUAUUGGUGGACCACUGAUGAUGAGAUCCGUGGGUGGGUAAAUGAGGCGAGCUGUGAAGACGAGCUCAAAGAUGUCACAUUCAGCGAACACAAAGUGAAUGGUAAAAGUAAAGGGCAAGCCUUUGUUGAAUUCAGGUCGCCACAAGCAGCAACAGCCGCAAAGCGUAAAAUCGAAUCACUCAACUCUAACCAACAAAAUGCGCGAAAAUACUCCGUCAAUUAUACUCAACCACAUGCGAACCCGUUCCGCACGCUCCCCAAGGAUAACCCUAUGCGUGGAAAAGAUGACCGGUCAAGGUCUUCAUCUACAGGUUUCAACUCGCCGGUUCAAGGGAUGAAUUUUGGCAUGGGGGCAAAUACUGGUGGGUUUAGGGGCGGCCGUGGCGGUGGAUUCAACCGUGGAGGCAUGAACAUGGGGGGUUUCAAUGCCAAUCGCAACUUCUCUGGCCCAAUGAACACGGGUGGAUUCCAGGGUGGUGCAAUGACCGCUGGGUUCCAGGGAACACCUGUUGGAGGCAUGCAGUCGUACGGUGGCUUCGGGAACCGCGGAGGCAUGAUGGGUCCCAACAUGCGCGGUGGACCCAAUAUGCGAGGUCGAGGAGGUAUGGGUGGCCCAAUGGGUGGAAACAUGAUGCCAGUGGGUGGGAUGGGAGGUGUGGGCAUGGCCGGGAUGGGUAUGGGUGGUAUGGGAAUGGGAGGAAUGCCCAAUCAGAUGGGUGGGCAAGGCUUCCAAGGCCAAAAUCCCCACUUCAAUCCAGCCUUCUUUGGCCAACAUGGUGCCAGUGAUGGUGCAUGGAACCCCCAUGGCGCAAAGCGUACUCGUCAAGAGUGA